This is a messenger RNA of Venturia canescens, 589 nucleotides long. RefSeq names its product DREAM core complex component lin-52 (gene lin-52). The coding region runs from base 140 to 502 and encodes 120 amino acids. Gene Ontology annotation, biological process: regulation of DNA-templated transcription. The transcript has 4 exons. Gene Ontology annotation, cellular component: DRM complex. Lineage: Eukaryota; Metazoa; Arthropoda; Insecta; Hymenoptera; Ichneumonidae. The record is from RefSeq and is a predicted model, not a curated record.
UUGAUUUUUAAUCUAAAUCCACACCCUCACACGCGUGUACGCGUCUCUGUAUGUCAAAAUGAGUAUCAGUAUUUUUUAACUCGAAGCGUCACCAUCGCCGCCACCGUCUGGAAGCAGCAAUAAGCCAAUAAAUAUCAAAAUGGCGUCUGACAAGCCCGAAAACGACAACGAACACCGAGAUUUGACUUGCGUAGAGGAAAGUUUGAUGAGUCUGGAAAAGUUGGACCGUGCAUCGCCUGAUUUGUGGCCCGAACAAACGAAUGAUGAAGUUCCAGGUGUCAAUGAAUUCGUAGCCCAAAAUUCACUCCAGAGCGAAGCUGCUUCUUGGUCAGCCGCGCUUACACCAGAUGACAUCAAUCAAUUACACCAAUUAGGGAAUUUAACAAUGACAGGACUCAUUGCCGAAGUGAAGAAACUUCACGACAUAGCGUAUCAAGUGGGUUUGGAAGAGGCGAAAGAAAUGACAAGGGGGAAAUAUUUAAAUAUAUUCAAGCACAAGUAAAAUUUGUACAUAAUUUUAUACAAUCUUUGUGUUCAUUGAUCUAUCUUUAAGGAUUAAAGUAAAUAUUUUUGUAAAUAGAAAGUCAAA